AUGACUUUCAUUGACCCCGAAAUCCGGGCUUCGUCCCCUCCAAGCCCAGAGCCGUUUGAGAAGCCGGCAGCUGCAUCCCUGCCAGAGGAGCUGCCCGGUACAGUAUUCCUCAUCUCUGCUGCUGGCAAAGUCCUCAAGCUUCCCAUCCCUUCCGAAUCGACCCGUGAUCCUCUCAACUGGACCCCGGCCCGACGCGUCGCCGUCUUCAGCGCCCUGAUGUUCUAUACCGCUGUGUGUUUCUUUGAGAAUAAGCUGCCGGCAGCGCUCAUGGGAGCCUUUCAUCACGAGUUUGAUCCAGAGAACUUUGGUAUUAUGGCUGACUAUCUAUAUUUGCAGGGCGUAUUGUAUAUUCUGGACGCUACAUUUGUCAACGAACGACCCUAUGCCCUGGCUCUCUACUGGUCAAUCACUACCGGCUUGAUCAGCAUGCUUCUUAUUCCCUUGCCGUACAUCACUGACACGGCCGUCAACUGGAAGCCAGUCUACAGGGUGUGGAUUAUUCCCUGCGUCAUAUCUUUGCUUGUCAUUUACUUCUUCAUCCCGGAAAGCUUUUUCCUUCGCCCCGCUGUUGCCAUGGAUGGUCGCAUCCUCACGCAGAGCUCCUCGGAAACCGUCCGCAUCUACGACAACUGGGAGGAUCUUGAUGCAGAGGGCAGAGACCCCCACAGAGAGCUGGCCGACGAACCAAAGUCUUCGCUCCGCCGACAGUGUCUCAAGGUUACCAGAGCUAUCGGCACGGAGUGGAAAGCAGCCGGCGCCAUCUACAUGCAAAUGCUUCUUUGCUUCUGCAACCCACUUGUCCUCUGGGUCAGCUUGUGGGGCGCUGCUGUUCUCUGCAAUGUGGUCUUCCUCAACCUCACCCAGGUUAUGUUUCUUUCCAAGACUCUCGAGGGCGAUGAUUUGCGACUCAUGAACACCUUCUUCGGCAUCAGCGGUGGCGUCUCGUCCGUGUUUGCUUACUUUGCCUCCGGCCCCCUCAUUGCCCGCUGCACGCGCCUCUUCACGGCUCGCUCGGGCGGUACGCGCCAGGCCGAAGUCUACCUCGUCGGCUUCAUGAUUCCCGUCGUCGCCGGCGCCACGAGCAUUGGUCUCCACGCGGCUGCCAUCACCAACGAGUGGCCCCCCGUGGCGCACUAUAUCAACUUUGGCCUCGCCAACUUCAGCUUCAUCUGCGGCUUCGUCGCCACCAUUAUCUGGAUCACCGAGGCUUUCCCUCCCUGGGCUUCUGCCUCUCUCUCUACCGAGCUCUUUACCCUCACCGUUCUGGCUUCCGUCCUCGCUCUCAACCUUGGCGAGUGGGCAAAGAGCGGCAACAUCCUCGGCCCCUGCGCCGUCCUCGUUGCCCUUCUCGUCCUCAUGGGCGUUCUCGCCGUGCCUUUGGCCUUCUGGGGAAAAACUGUACGUCAGUAUAUCCACGGCAAGUGGAGCCAGAACGAGAAGGGCGCCAUCCGCCCGCAGUAA
Messenger RNA from Verticillium dahliae VdLs.17, 1461 nucleotides. RefSeq lists its product as uncharacterized. The transcript has 3 exons. Lineage: Eukaryota; Fungi; Ascomycota; Sordariomycetes; Glomerellales; Plectosphaerellaceae. Gene Ontology annotation, molecular function: transmembrane transporter activity. The record is from RefSeq and is a predicted model, not a curated record. Gene Ontology annotation, biological process: transmembrane transport. Bases 1 to 1461 code for a protein of 486 amino acids.